Molecule: messenger RNA, 1440 nt
Organism: Linepithema humile (Argentine ant)
Lineage: Eukaryota; Metazoa; Arthropoda; Insecta; Hymenoptera; Formicidae
Source: RefSeq, a predicted model, not a curated record
AUAAAUUUACAAAUUAAUUUUAUUAACACGAAUAUCCUGUAAUCCUAGUGAAUUAAAGUUGGACUUUUUAUCUGAAAGAAAAGAAAUGUUUGCGUUACAGGGAUUGAAUUAUUUUCAUCUCGAACGCAAAUAUUCGGAUAACGACAACAGAGUGCAGAAAAGAAAAGAAUUUCCUAGCGAAACUACAGAAGACGAGGCAGAGGAUGAGAAACAAGAAAUUGAUGAAAAUCAAAAAGAAGAAGACGUAGAAAUACAGAAAGUGAAUACCAAGAUAGAAGGAGAAGAAGAAGAGAACAAAGACGAGCAAGAAGAUACGCAAAUUGGAGAAUGCGCGAUUUGUCGCACUAUUAUCAACGAAACAAAUCUGGGCGGCAGUGUCGGCGACUCUGAGCAGAAUUCCGAAGGCUAUUUGUUGUGUCUACAUUGCGUACAAAAAUUUUCCAUUCGAUCAGGCGCGGAGCAUCUGCAAUCCCGAAGAUCGUACGGGAGCUUCUCUCAGGACAGAAGCAAUGAUCUCGGCGAUUGUGUACGCUUGAGAAGAACGUACGACUCACCGAUGUACUUGCAAUCGCCGUCUCAUCCAUUGGAAUUGCGGCGCGAUCAGUGGGCUUGCAGCAGGACGACGAUGUCCGGCGAGUCGAACAACGAGGCGAUAGAUUGCGAAAAGAGCUGCGGAAGACAGCGGUAUGGCUAUCGCAACCUGACGAGGAGAAACGACGUGGAUCGAUAUGCCUCCGAAAUUAAGGUCAAAAGUUCUUCUCUGCCGGCCUCCGCCGAUUGCUCCCGCAGACCCAUACGUUGCCCGCGUCUGGAUUGCUCGGUAAACGUCGCCUUCUCGGCGCUCACACAUCAUUUCCUCUUCGAUCAUCCCGAGGUACCUAUUCUCAGCGUCGAGCCCGGCACUAAGAGCACGCUCAUCAUCAGCUACGGAGCUCUCUCCUGCAACUCCAGUCGAUGUCUAGCUCUCUUGUUGGUAUCCGGAAAGCUCUCAGAUUCCGCAGCAAGAUUGUUCGGUGGCAAUCAGGUGAAUGCCAAGUAUCGAAAUCGAUUGCCUUUGCCGGUGCUGGCCGCGCGUUUGCACAGCAAUCGCAGUUACGCAAAUUGCGAAGAGGUACACGCCGGCGGAGAAGGCCAGUGUGAAAAAGAUGUCAUCAUCGCCUGGGUGGCUGGAUUAGAUGUCAGCGAUACAGCCGACAAACUUCGGUGUAGUAUCCAGGCAGUGGAUAACAUCGAGAACGGGGGAUUCCGAUCGCUCACGUAUACGGGCCCCGUUACGUCUCUGAGAGCCGCUCAAUGUCCACGCGACGUCUUCUUAGCCGGCGACUGUAUUGUCCUUCACGAGGGACUGAUCGGUCACAUCACUUCCGGCUGCACCAGUCUUAAUGUAAAUGUCAUUGUACACUAAGUCUAUUACGUAUCAAUGCAGGCCGUAUGUAUACA